Molecule: messenger RNA, 687 nt
Organism: Dibothriocephalus latus
Lineage: Eukaryota; Metazoa; Platyhelminthes; Cestoda; Diphyllobothriidea; Diphyllobothriidae
Source: the annotation of a GenBank genome assembly
AUGGGCCGCUUUUGGUUUCAAGGCCACGGCUACACCCAGUUAAACGAAGAGAUUGACAGGGCAAUCAAGGACGCUGUCGCCAGAAUACUGGCUGCCCUGAAGGAGGAUGAAAACUCUAUCAAGUUGAAUUACGACUACGUUUUCUAUCCACAUCUCUCGCCCGAACUGCUGCCUGCAAAACAAUUUAAUGACUGGAGUGUCAGCAGUCAGGCGUGUGCCGCGGAUGGUCACGUUCCCCUGCUGAUCCCACCCCCUACCAUGAUCCCCGAGGGUACUGUUAUGUUGCCCGAAACCGAUGAUGAGGAUGCGAGCGGGUGUUCGCCUGCAGCUGAUUCGCCAGUCGAUCGAUUUCGUGGUGCUCCCAUUCAGUCUUCUAUGACUCAGCUACCGGUUGACUACAACGUUUUGCCCCAACAUCAGAUACCAAUGCCUCCCACAUCCACCCACGAGUUUGCAGGCUGCGGCCCCACGCAGUACCCAAUGGGCCUUGGAGAGGGUGCCGAAUCAUUGCAGUCCUACGCCACUACCCAAAACCCCAACAUUCCAUAUGCUCAGCGGGAUACGGAAGUCUUCAUUACACUUAAGGUACCGGUUUAUGCCCAAUCCCUGCUCGCGCAGAUCGCCAACCAUAUGAACUCUAAAGUACGUCGAACUCCCAUACUGGUUGUACCGGGUGACGCCACCAGU